Solanum dulcamara is the source of this 1848-nucleotide messenger RNA. RefSeq lists its product as uncharacterized. Gene Ontology annotation, cellular component: ribosome. Lineage: Eukaryota; Viridiplantae; Streptophyta; Magnoliopsida; Solanales; Solanaceae. The transcript is spliced from 5 exons. The record is from RefSeq and is a predicted model, not a curated record. Gene Ontology annotation, biological process: translation. Bases 155 to 1441 code for a protein of 428 amino acids. Gene Ontology annotation, molecular function: structural constituent of ribosome.
AUUUAUUUUUGGUCAUUUUUAUUCAUAUUUCUGUUUUUUCUUUAGGGAAGAGAAAAUGGUUUGUUUGCCUUUGCCAUGGUCAUCUCUGAAGAAACACAAAACCUAAAACCCCAUCAGCAUUUUACAAAGCCUUAAACCUCCAAGAACCUCAACAAUGGCGACCACCACUAAACUCCUUCAACUCCGCCCAAAACUCAAACUUUUCCCUGAAUCAAAACCAAUGUUCUUCUCUUCUUCUUCUUCUUCUUCUUCUUCUUCCACAUCAAAUCCCAAUCCCGAACACACCGAAAACCCUCCAUCAGAACCCCAACAAACACCUACACUUAAACCCCACUCUUUUUCAUCUAUCGCCAAUAAUACCCAGAACCCAUCUUCAGAAGAUUCAGCUUUUGACCAAGUUAGAAAAAGCCUUGCAGAAUUCCGCAUCCGUGCUGGUUCAGUACCAUCACCAUCACCAUCACCAUCAUCGCCGUCAUUUCAAGAACUAUUUAAAAGAAGUGUUAAUAAUAUCAGGUCUGAGGCUGCAGCGAACCUGAGACCACCCUCAAAUGGAAACUUUGACUUCAAUGCGCUUCGUGCAAACCUGGGUGACAACAACAACAGACAGAAUGAGAAUAGAGGGAAUUUGUAUGAUCCGUUAUCACUUUCGCGAUAUAAGGAUACUUUAAAGUUGAGACCUGAUAUGGGUAAUGAUGUGAAAGGAUCGGGAAUGGUGAUUGGUGGGAGUGGAAAUUUGCCUGCAUCUAUUUUCGGGAAGGAGAUGAUGGUGAGGGAUAAAGAGGGUGGUGAUAAGGAAGGGAUGAAGGAGUUUGUUAGGAGUUAUACUCAUGCUGAAUUAGGGGAGAAGUUGAAAAUGUUGAGGCCGAUAAAGAAGGAGGAGAAGGGUUGGUUUUCGUGGCAUGAGUUGAACGACAGAUUGAUGAAGGUGAGGGAGAUUGAGGUGAAAGAGAGCAAGGCGAAGGCAGCUGGUGACGUGUAUAGGGAAUUGAAAGAGACUCUUUAUAAAUUGACUCAAGAUGGUGAUCUAAAGGCUAAGAAGACGACAAUGAUUCAGAGGCUUGAUGUCUUGGGCCAGCUGGGUGGUACUCCAAGCUUUAUGUUGCAUCCACCAAAAGAACACUUGGUUGAAAAGUUUUUUCACCCAGAUAACAUGUCAUCUGGGGAAAAAAUGAAACUGGAGCUACAAAAAGUGAGAGAUGAAUUUAAAAUGUCAGAGUCGGAUUGUGGAUCUGCUCGUGUUCAAGUGGCUCAGCUUACAACAAAAAUAAAGCACCUAUCUACCGUUCUUCACAAAAAGGAUAAGCACUCUCGUAAGGGUCUACAACAAAUGGUUCAAAAUAGGAAGAAGUUAUUGAAGUAUCUGCGAAGGACAGAUUGGGACUCUUACUGCCUCGUUCUUUCUAAGCUUGGCCUCCGAGAUAACCCAGAUUACAAGUUCUAGACCAGCAUGGAUCACACAUUACUUGAAUGCAGAAAUCCAAGUUUUGCUUUGGCAGAUUGCUGGGAAUCUUUUCCGUACCAAAACUUCUCUCGUUUGCAGGGAGAGGUGUUGAGGGGGAUGGACUUUUGUUGUUGGUUCAUUGCCUCCUCAUAACUGGUCUUUCAAAGGAGAGCCAAAUGUAGGAACUUAAAUGUUUUUUCUUCAAAUUAUAACGACAGUGUCUAGAAUAACUUGCACGCACCACGACGUGUAUGUAACUCUGUGCACCCAUUUUUACCUUGUGAUAGUUUGAGGAGUGAAAGUCGACAAGUGACUCAGUAAUUGGUCUUCAAGAACCACAAUAUCUUUUCUUGUUUGAAUUGUAGUUGAACGUUGGCAAGGCGUUGAUUGAUUAUUCUUUGCUUCAA